Knipowitschia caucasica is the source of this 297-nucleotide messenger RNA. Lineage: Eukaryota; Metazoa; Chordata; Actinopteri; Gobiiformes; Gobiidae. The record is from the annotation of a GenBank genome assembly.
AUGUCGUGGAAGAGGAACUACUUUGCGUCGGGCGGAGGUGGCGUGAGUGGUGCUUCGCCCAUAGGAGGAGGAGGUGGAGGAGGUGGAGGGAUACAUGGACUGGUCACCCCACGGAACAUGAACUCCAUUGCCCCCAGCAAAGGGCUGAGCAACGAGCCGGGACAGAACAGCUGCUUUCUCAACAGCGCGUUACAAGUUUUGUGGCACCUGGACAUCUUCAGGAGGAGUUUCCGACAGCUGACCACUCACAAGUGCAUGGAGGACUCCUGCAUCUUCUGCGCCCUCAAGGUUCACUAA